Messenger RNA from Mangifera indica (mango), 422 nucleotides. RefSeq names its product (R)-limonene synthase 1, chloroplastic-like. Lineage: Eukaryota; Viridiplantae; Streptophyta; Magnoliopsida; Sapindales; Anacardiaceae. Bases 14 to 397 code for a protein of 127 amino acids. The record is from RefSeq and is a predicted model, not a curated record. The transcript has 3 exons. Gene Ontology annotation, molecular function: magnesium ion binding; terpene synthase activity.
GGAUAUUAAAGCAAUGAAACAGCUUCCAAGCUACAUGAAAAUAAGUUAUGUUGCGCUUUACAACUAUAUCAAUGAAAUGGCUUAUCACAUUCUCAAAGAACAAGAUUUAGACGUCAUAGAACAUCCAAUGAAAAUAUGGGAGGAUAUAGCAGAAGCACAGAUCGUGGAGGCAAGAUGGUUCCACAGUCAGUAUAAACCAACCCUAGAAGAAUACAUGGAAAAUGCAUAUGUAUCGGUUACAGGCCCUGCAAUAUCAACUUUGGCUUACUUGUCUGCUGCAAAUCCAAUUGUGGAAAAGGAAGUAGAAUUCAUUGGGAACCAUCCACCUUUAGUAAAAUUGGCAUCUAUGGCUUUCCGACUUCAAGAUGAUUUGGGAACUGCAACGGUAUACAUAUAAAAUAUCAUUAUCCUUGAACAUUGCU